AUGGGGAGCACGGCGGUUGACGAGAAGCGCGCAGCCAAGUCGCGCAAGCGAGCGCCCAACGCCGAGUCCAGCUCGCCGGAGAAGCUCCCAAUCCAGCCACAGACGGACCCAACACGAUGGAGAAUGAAGGACGACGACAGCCGCCACACCUGGCACUAUCUGUCCGAUAGCCAGGCUGCCGAGGACUGGCCGCAAAGCCUUGCCGAUAAAUACUAUCUGAACCUGCCCUUGGGUCUGUCGAACCUUCCGCCAGCCACUACAGCUCUGGACGCGGCAAGAAACGGCUUCGAAUUCUUCGAGAAACUUCAAUUGCCGUCGGGCCAUUGGGGAUGCGAGUACGGCGGUCCCAUGUUUCUCCUUCCAGGCAUCGUCAUCGCCUGGUACGCGACCAAGACACCGAUACCGCCUGCCUAUGCGACAGAGAUCAAAAAGUACCUGACCGCGAGAGCGAACCCGGACGACGGUGGCUGGGGACUUCACACCGAGGGCGAGAGCACCGCCUUCGGCAUCACCUUGAACUAUACGGUGCUCCGACUCAUCGGCGUCGACCCCGAAGACCCAGUCAUGGUCAAGGCGCGAGGGACGCUGCACAAGCUCGGAGGCGCCGUCAACGCCCCCCAUUGGGCCAAGUUCUGGCUCGCUGUUCUCGGCGUUGUCGACUGGGACAUUGUGAAUCCCGUGCCGCCCGAGAUCUGGCUGCUGCCCGACUGGGUGCCCAUUGCCCCGUGGCGCUGGUGGAUACACAUGCGACAAGUCUUUCUGCCAAUGGGCUAUCUCUACUCGAAGAAAUGGAGCUGCCAAGAGACAGAUGCUAUCCGUGGACUGAGGCAAGAGCUGUUCGUCCAGCCCCAUGGCGAGAUCAUCUGGGCCGCCCACCGUAACAGCAUCGCCCCGAUAGACAACUACUACCCCAAGUCGUGGCUUCUCAACAGCGUCAACUGGCUCUUGGUGAACGUCUGGAAUCCGUACCUGAGGCCAGACUUUAUCAAGGAAAGAGCCGAGGCGUGGGUCAGCAAGCUGGUCGACAUGGAGGACGCAAACACGGGCUAUGCCGACCUAGCGCCAGUCAAUGCCCCGCUGAACACGCUCGUGUGCUUUGUCAGAGACGGGCCAGGCGCUUAUAGUGUCAAGCGGCACAUUGAGCGGCUCGAGGAAUAUUUGUGGGUAAAAGACGAGGGCAUGCUCUGCAACGGCACAAACGGUGUGCAGUGUUGGGACACGGCCUUUUUGAUCCAAGCCGUCUUUGCGUCCGGGCUCCAGGACGACGAGCGGUGGAGGCCGAUGCUAUCGCGGGCUCUCCAUUACCUGGAGCGCCAGCAAAUCCGGGACAAUUGUGAGGACCAAGAAGUGUGCUACAGACAACCUCGCAAGGGCGGCUGGCCCUUUAGCAAUCGCGAUCAGGGGUACGGGGUGAGUGAUUGCAUCUCGGAAGCCCUCAAGGCCAUUAUCCUUUUGCAAAAGUCGGGCGGCUUCCCAGAAAUGCUGGACGACCAGCGCAUCUUCGACGCGGUGGACACGCUCCUGCUGUACCAAAACGACAACGGCGCGCUGUCGUCGUACGAGGCCAGGCGGGGUGGAGAGUACAUGGAGAUGCUCAAUGCCGCCGAGGUGUUUGGGCGCAUCAUGGUCGAGUACGACUAUCCCGAAUGCACGACGGCCUGCGUGACGGCCCUGUCUCUGUUCACCAAGCACUGGCCGGACUAUCGGGCCAAGGAGAUCCAGCUCUUUGUCCGACGAGCGACCAACUGGAUCAAGACGAACCAAAAGCCAGACGGCAGCUGGUAUGGCAGCUGGGGCAUCUGCUUCACCUACGCGACCAUGUUUGCCUUGGAAAGCAUGGCCAGCAUCGGCGAGACGUACUCCAACAGCCAGAUCUCCAAGGCGGGAUGUGACUUUCUCGUGUCCAAGCAGCGCGAGGACGGUGGCUGGUCCGAGAGCUACAAGGCUUGCGAGACGAUGCAGUAUCACGAGCAUGCCACGGGAUCGCUCGUGGUCCAGACGGCCUGGGCCUUGAUUGGGCUGAUGGAGGCCGAGUACCCGGACGUGGAGCCGCUUAAGAAGGGCAUCGGACUGAUCAUGGGGCGCCAGCAGGCCAACGGCGAGUGGCUGCAGGAAGCCAUCGAGGGCGUCUUCAACAAGUCGUGCAUGAUAUCGUAUCCCAACUACAAGUUCACGUUUACUCUGAAGGCCUUGGGGAUGUUUGCGCGCAAGCAUCCCGGCGUAGAGCUGGGUCGUUUGGAUUAG
Molecule: messenger RNA, 2244 nt
Organism: Hirsutella rhossiliensis
Lineage: Eukaryota; Fungi; Ascomycota; Sordariomycetes; Hypocreales; Ophiocordycipitaceae
Product: prenyltransferase and squalene oxidase repeat domain-containing protein
Exons: 3
Coding region: 1-2244 (747 amino acids)
Biological process (GO): ergosterol biosynthetic process; triterpenoid biosynthetic process
Cellular component (GO): lipid droplet
Molecular function (GO): lanosterol synthase activity
Source: RefSeq, a predicted model, not a curated record